Messenger RNA from Gigantopelta aegis, 1271 nucleotides. RefSeq lists its product as uncharacterized. Lineage: Eukaryota; Metazoa; Mollusca; Gastropoda; Neomphalida; Peltospiridae. Bases 53 to 1030 code for a protein of 325 amino acids. The transcript is spliced from 6 exons. The record is from RefSeq and is a predicted model, not a curated record.
CACAGAGGAAACCUACAGCGUUUUGUUUAACUCCACUUGCCACAAUUUGAAAAUGAUUUCUCGGGCAUUUUCUGCACUCACUGUGCUAUGUCUCUACGCUGUUGUGACAGAGGCGUUUCAAAACAGAAGAUCGGUGUCUUGCCCUGUAUGCAGUGAAAUUCUUGCGAACAUUGCAAGUGGAAAGGCGUAUCAUUUGUCCUAUAAAUGCAAAUGCGUUGUUCGAGACCUGAAGAUGUCUAUGGCCCAGCUUCAAACAGCUAACUCUAAUCUUAAAGGCCAGGUUACAGGGCUAACAGCACAUCUGGGUACAACCCAAAGCGAACUGGACGCCACCCGAAGCCAACUGAACGCCACCCAAAGCCAACUGGACACCUCCCAAAGCCAAAUGAAUGCCACCCAAAGCCAACUGAACGCCACCCAAAGCCAACUGGACGCCACCCAAAGCCAACUGAACGCCACCCAAAGCGAACUGAACGCCACCCAAAGCCAACUGGACACCUCCCAAAGCCAACUGGACGCCACCCAAAGCGAACUGAACGCCACCCAAAGCCAACUGGAUGACGCAAAUCAACGAUUGCAGAAUGUAUGUCCGAACUCUUCAGCUAUCAAGGCUGCUUGCAAUGCAAAUUCUAACUUCACUUUCUUGACGUCUGACAAUGGCUGUGUGGCUAUCUGCUAUCACGUCUCGAACAGUUUCGAAAUGAGCUACCCACAAGCAAAAACACAUUGUUCAGACGCUGGCGGCGCGUUGAUCACUCUUGAUACGAUGGAGAAAAACGCGCUGAUGCUGAAUACCAUCAGAACAUUGUACAAGGGCAAACACAUAUAUAUCGGUCUAAGAAAGGUGGAUGGCCAAUGGUUGUGGGAAGGAACAGGCAACCAAGCGACGUUCACAGACUGGUUUUCAGGACCAAGCAAGUUUGCGAAGUGUACAGUGUUGAACCAUUUCCAUCAGCAUCGCUGGAACAACCAAAACUGCAAGUUUCAUCAUUUCAACGCUGGCGCGCUCUGUGAACUCACAGUAGCAUGAAGCACCUUUGGCUAAAUGAAGAAAACACUUUCUAACCAAACAAAUCGAAUUAGUAAGUCUUGAAAACUUUUUGUGAAAUCACCGUGCAGAAAUAUAGGAGAAGAGAGCAUUUGGUUUUGUUGUUAUUUUACUGAAAAAUACCCCCUUCUGCAUAUUUUGGCUAAAGAUUAAAUAAUUUAUAAAAUAAAGUACAUCAUGAAUGUAUACUGAACACUGAAAUAAAAAUGGUGUUACACAAAGA